UGGCCUCGCUAGACCCGGCACUUGGACUGAACCACAAGGCACUACAGUAGGGCCGGGCCGGACCAUGACACGGGCCGAGUAAACUGAUGGGGGCUGUCAUUCGUGUCAUCAUCACCUGUCAGUCAACAACUUGAGAGGCACCAGUUAAUCCAUCCGAAAAAAUAGUCCAACCUCGCCGCCGCCGGAGAGGAUGAGCGAGCGGCGGUACACCGAGCAGGAGGAGGCCCUCGAGAUCAAGUCCCUCCGCCGCAUCCUCGCCGCCUAUGCCAACUAUCAAGAUGCAGCAGAAAGGGAUGUCAAGAGAUAUGAGCGGUCAUUUAAAAUGCUUCCUCCUGCACACAAGGAACUUCUUUUCCACCUUGGUCUGAAGUACCAAAGACUCAGAUGGUGUAUAUCCAUGAACGCAGCUUUUAUUAUGAACAUGCUUGAGGCAUUUGAACAUCCUUUCGACAUGAGUCGUUAUCUAGAUGUUGGUGGCGAUGAUCAUCCAUCGAACAUGCAUGACCACAUUCAUGUGGAUUGCACUCAUUCCAGUGGGAGGGGUGAUUGCUCAACAAUUUCUACUUCCAGAAGCAAUACAUCAUUGGAUGAGCAGCAUGAUAACCCCCAAGAAGAUGCCAAGGCCCAUGGUUCUUCAAGUGAAACUGUCAAUAAAAAGGAUGAGGAAGACCACACGGCACGCUGCUCGCAGCCUGUUGGCAGCAACUUGGGAACAUCCCAAGGUGUACAUGUAUCGUGUAAUGGUGAUACAGAUACGAGCACAGCUUAUUGUCAAGAUAAAGAUGUCUCUGCAUCUUCUGCUGUUGAUAAUGUAACACCACGGCAUUGCGCAGGUUCAUUGUUCAAGUUGAAUGUUCCUCCAAUUGAUGUUGACAAGGUACGAUGCAUCAUAAGAAAUAUAGUGAGAGAUUGGGCUGAAGAGGGUCAAAAGGAACGUGAUGAGUGCUACAAGCCUAUUCUCGAGGAGCUUAAUCGUCUUUUUCCUAACCGGAGCAAUGAAAGGCCUCCUUCAUGUCUAGUCCCUGGUGCUGGGCUUGGGAGAUUGGCGCUGGAGAUAUCUUCUCUGGGUUUUGUAAGCCAGGGGAAUGAGUUCUCAUAUUACAUGCUGAUUUGUUCAAGUUUCAUCCUGAACCACACCCAAGAGGCUAAUGAAUGGACUAUAUAUCCUUGGAUACACAGUAACUGCAAUUCUCUUUCAGACAAUGAUCAACUUCGGCCUGUUUCAUUUCCUGAUAUCCAUCCCUCAAGUGCAGGUAUCACGGAUGGAUUUUCAAUGUGUGCUGGGGAUUUUGUAGAGGUCUACAGUGAGGAGAGCCAAGAAUCUGCAUGGGAUGCUGUUGUAACUUGCUUCUUCCUGGAUACGGCACACAAUAUUGUUGAAUAUAUUGAGAUCAUAUCAAAAGUUCUUAAGGAUGGUGGGGUCUGGAUAAACUUGGGCCCGCUUCUAUAUCACUUUGCUGAUUCAUAUGGGCCUGAUGAUGAUAUGUCUAUUGAACUAAGUCUGGAAGAUGUGAAAAAGGUUGCUUACCAUUACGGAUUUGUGAUGGAGGUGGAGAAAAUGAUAGAAACUACUUACACUGCAAAUAUGAGAGCAAUGAUGCAGAAUCGAUACCGUGCAGCAUUCUGGACAAUGAGGAAGAAUGCAUCUCGGGCAAAGGCUCAGAAGCCUCGUUGAAGUGAAGAUAAUCAUCUAUGCAGUGUGAUCUGCGGUAUACAACUAAUAGGCUGAUCAGUCCAUGGCGUGUUUAUCCAGGCUGGCGCAAAUGGGAUGAUCAGUUCGUGCCAUCAUUUUUUUCACCAUUGUAUUCAAACUCUACAGAAACUGCGCCAUGACAACUUUAGAUAGCCAUAUAUCAGAUUAGCUGCCUGAUUCACAUAGAAUAUAAUUGGCAUCACAUAGGAAAGGGCGAUGUCUCUGCUCGGACUACAUAGGAGAAAAGGAUGAGCUAGCUAGCGUACAAGGUGUUAGACCGUUAGUUGGUUUGGAGACCGGGAUAGCACAACGAGAUGCACUAUUGUCAAAAUCGUGACGCUUGUCUUGUGAUCUAUAGGCAGUAACUCCAAAGGUGUAUAAUUUGUGAAUUGAAACUGUACCAUGAUUUCUUGAACUCUGUCCAUUAUACAUUUCUCAGCGCUGAAGCUGAAAUUUUUCUGCA
Molecule: messenger RNA, 2156 nt
Organism: Setaria italica (foxtail millet)
Lineage: Eukaryota; Viridiplantae; Streptophyta; Magnoliopsida; Poales; Poaceae
Product: carnosine N-methyltransferase
Exons: 18
Coding region: 191-1675 (494 amino acids)
Molecular function (GO): S-adenosylmethionine-dependent methyltransferase activity
Source: RefSeq, a predicted model, not a curated record